UCUUUCAGCAGGGGAACGGAAACUGAAAGUUCAUCUUGUUUCGCUGUGGCAGGGGUCAUGGCUGCUAAUCUGGUCAAAAACCUCCAGGAAGAAGUGACCUGUUCUCUUUGCCUGGACUACUUUCAAGAUCCAGUGAUCAUUAUAAAAUGUUCCCACAGCUUUUGCCGAGACUGUAUUGGCAAGCACUACAAGGAGGUGGGGACAGAUGUCAAGUGCCCACACUGCAUGCAGAUCUUUCAGCGGAAAGACUUGAUGGCAAUCAGACAGCUGGCCAAUAUGGUGGAAAUAAUCCGGAAGAUGGGAAGGGAGACAGAGGAAAUAAGUGAGAUCUCCAGGCAUAUUGAAAUGGUCAAAGAUGCCAUCCGCAGCCGGGAGAAAGACAUGGAUGAAAUAAAUGAAAAUCUCUCUCAGAUCAAAGGCGUGAUUACUGAAGACUUUGGUGCCAUGAAAGAGCGUCUUGCCCAGGAAGAGGGAGAGAUACUGAGGAUCAUCGCACAAGAGCAGCAAACAGCCCAGCAAAAAACAGAAGAAAUAAUUGGCCAGCUCACCAGCAAACUGAACAAGCUCGCAGAAAUCAAAACCCAGAUGGAAAGAGGGGCACACAACAGCCUGCUGAAGCAGCUGAAUGUUGAAGGAGAAGUAUGCGCAGGCCCUCGUGUAACACUCAAUGAUGAUAAGAUUGUUGCUGUCACAAGUGCUGUAGAACAGUUCAGGAAACAAUUGGAAUCAAUAUUGGAGAGAGAUCCGAGGCAACUACCAUCAGAGUUUGAUUCAGCAAAGUACCAAGCAGCUCCCAAAGUACAACCUGGAGAUUUACUUGCUGAGAUCAGUGUUGCCUCUUCAUGUCCGGAGCCUGCAGACAGUAGUCCAGACCCAGUUAUUUCAAGUCAGUUUGCUCCGUGGGCAGAAAAUGUGACCUUUGAUCUUGAAAGAAUUCAUCACCAGCUAGAGGUCAAGGCUGAAAACAGGAAAGUGAUUGUAUCUCUCUAUCCCCCACGUUACAAAGACUCUCCCAAUAGGUUCCGCAUCAGCCAGGUCAUGUGUUCCCAAAGUUUCUCUUCUGGAUUCCAUUACUGGGAAGUAAUUACCAAGGACAGCGCUGGAUGGGCCGUCGGAAUCGCUGACAGAAAGAUUGGUAGUGGGGAGAGACUGGGAAGAACUGAACUUUCCUGGUGUGUGGAAUGGACUAAUGGACAAUUGUCAGCAUGGCAUAGGAACCAGAAAACCCCAUUAAAGGAAGGGAGACCCAUGAGGGUUGGUGUUUUUCUCAAUCUACCAGACAAGAACCUGUCAUUUUAUUCCCUUGCCAAAGAAGAAACACACUUACAUACAUUUGAAAUCAAUAUCUUGGAGCCUGUGUACCCUGCCUUCUGGAUGUAUGGCUUGGAUGAAAACGGGUCUUUAAGUAUAAAUCAUAUAAAGAAAGAGUAGGCUACAAUACCCAUGAAAAGGGAAGAAUUGGGCUGUAAUGUAUAGAGUUGCUUUAAUGCUGGACAUUAACAAGGGAUGUUUUCUUCUGCUUGUCUCUGUGUUUGCCUUCCUUGUUCCAGACUGGACCUGACCUGCUCUGGUUUUGCUAAAGUGACCCUGUCAAACAAUUAGGACAAGAAGCAGCCCAUGCUGACCAUUUCUCUUCCUCCAUCUGCAUGUAGCCAGAGACUUAUUUCACAAAGGGCAGAAAUAGGCUUAACCUCAACCCACAGACUGUAUCUCACUAUGCCAAAGAACAGAGUGUCAAUACAGGUAUGGCACCACCUCAUCCUUUCAAGAGGAUUUCUUCCAGAAGGAUGCAUUUGAACAGGAAAAGCUCAGCAGGAGACGAAACCCUUAAUCUCAGCAGGGCAAACUGGUAUUGGGAGUAAUGUGCUAUCACACAUUCCCUUCCUACAUGCAAAAAAGCUUGAGAAAGGUAGUUUAAUCAUGGUCUGAAAUCAGGUACGAGACAGGCAUGUUCGAGACUGACUGAUGGACAGAUAAGGUUCUUUGGGUAAAUCUGAUAUCUUUUAUUAGACCAACUCAAAUAGCUGGAAAAAUUUUUCUUUGCAAGCUUUUGGGUGUAAAUACCCUUCAUCAGGCUGAGGAAGCAU
Molecule: messenger RNA, 2087 nt
Organism: Alligator sinensis (Chinese alligator)
Lineage: Eukaryota; Metazoa; Chordata; Crocodylia; Alligatoridae
Gene: RNF135
Product: ring finger protein 135
Exons: 7
Coding region: 58-1431 (457 amino acids)
Molecular function (GO): protein binding; metal ion binding
Source: RefSeq, a predicted model, not a curated record